CGGGCCGUCCGUGUCGGCCCACUACCGUCUCAGCUCCCUUAGUGUAACUUAGUCCAAGCCACGCAUGCCUAUUCAGAUAUCUAACGGUGUCGAUCCCUCCGCGGCCUGUAUCCCCCCGCCAAUAUAUGUUGUAAGAGGCUUGAGUUAUUGCAUGAGACAAUUCGUGCCCGACCAAAGACUCAACUGGAAAUUGGAAAAAGAUUGAACUGAAUCUUGGUACAUCAUCUUGUGAAAGCUGUUGCAGAAAGUCGGCUAAGAAGGUUUCUUCGUCUAGCUCUUAAUCCACCGGGCUUUGCUGAUCGCGACAUCUCCUUCAUGGCUACAUGCCUUAUACAUCGAGACGUCCGUUUAUCCACCAAAAUGUAUAAAUAUAAGCUCAUGUCGCCAUCUUGUCAGUCGCUUUACUGACCAAGUCGAUUACAAACUAUUGCUUGUUCUAUACGGCCUUUACCAAUCUAAAUAUGGCUCCCGAAAAAGAGACCCCUAGUGGGUCAACAACUGUUGAGGAUGUCCUCAAGAAGUCCGAAUUUCUUCUCAGGUUCGAUCUACAGUAUAGUAACCGAGCAACAUCGACAACACCAAGCCAGCUCUCUGCCAUUCUUGAUAAAAUCAAGACUGGAUCCAAGAUUACUACUGUGUCUGAGAUCCCCUUGUCUUCUCUGCGGUCAUGUGUUCCCGAGAUGGGCGCCCGGGAUCAUUUCUGUCUCGACGACAAGCAGACUGUUGUUAGCGGGACGAUGACCUUAGCGCAGUAUUUGUCAUCCACACAAACGAACACGGCCUUGCUCAAGGAUCAUGCAGCGGGUUCUGUGGUCCUUUUUACGAUCUUUCUGCUCAAGAACCGUAUUCGACCAACUCCGGAAGAACUUGACAAAGUUGGAACUGGCCCAGAACUCAAACACGAGCUCCCUGACGAGAAGAAACUCCAGGGCGAUCCAAAUAAGAAUCGUCUCUCCGACGGUUGGAAUAAGAGUUCCCUCUCUGGAGAUCAAUUCGCUGCUAGCGCUGGAAACAUAACCAUACACCCCGCUGAUAUGACAGAGAAGGAAUGGGAAGUGGUCGUCAAGAACAACAUUCUGACGCAUGCGUAUCGGAUUGAUGCGUCAGCCCGCUCAGCUGUGGUGGCACGCCGACCAUUAUUCAAACUGAAACGCCGAAAGGCAGAGAUCUUCGUCGUAGACGAUGAUGAAGCCGCUGUAGACACGACGAUCCCAGAGUUCCAGGUGUUUGAUGAUUCCUCUGUCUCUGUGGUAGAGAUCACGAACGAGGCUCAACAAUCGGCCGCUGACAACUCCUUUUCGUCAUACAGUGUCAAAGCUUCUGCUUCCGGUGGAAUCUUUGGCUACACGGCUGGGGCAUCUGCGGGUGUAUCUGGUGAUCAUACGGAGCAAAGCGGGUCUACCAUUGGCAAAUUCGAAUCCGUUAUGCGAGUGUCAUACAAGUUCCCCCGAGUGAUCGUCUAUCUUGAUCACGAGUCUCUGGAGCCGACAGAAGAGUGCAAAAAGCAUUUCGAAGACAUUGCUAAACAGACCGAUGCCUCCAUCAAAGCUGGAAAGAUCAAAGCGUUCAAGGCAAAGUACGGGGAGGUAUUCUCGACAAGCGUUCAGCUCGGAGGAUAUCUCUACAGCACGAAGCUCACCUCCGCAAUAGCUGCAUCAAACUCAUCUGAGAAGAUGGACCGGUUGGCAGUGUCGGCGGGUGUCAACUUCUCCUCGCCGUACGUUUCCGGCUCCGUCUCCACCGAAAACAGUCACGGCACCGGUGAAUCUAGCCAAAAAUCAUCUUCGAGCAAGCACGAGAGUUUAACCUGGACAGCGAAGGGCGGGGACACGCUGCUUUCCUCAAACCCUCCAGCCUGGUCAGGUACUGUCGGGAAUAUAUACAAUUGGAGAGUUAUUGAGAGAUCUAUGCCGCGCACCAUAGGUGAUGUGCUCCGCGAGAUGCACGGAUAUGAACCUAUUGCUGAGAUUCUCGGUACGACUAAGAAUGGUAAAGUCAGUGGCGGCGGGUUUGAUGACGACUAGAUGUUGUUGAUGUGUCUGGUGGAUUGUUGCGCAAGGGGCGAAAUUGUCUUCUUGAUGCUGUUAGCAAAGUACACGAGUGGAGGCUCUCAUGAAAACCAAGCUGAAACAUGAAAGCAUAUACAGUGUAUGAGUACUUAGGUGCUCCAAGCACUCGAUAGAUAGGACAACAUGAAUCCACCGUCAUACUAUGAGCGACGAUAGUUUACCUAUCUUAUUAUAGUUCCAGUCUUAGCAAACUUUGA
Annulohypoxylon truncatum is the source of this 2266-nucleotide messenger RNA. RefSeq lists its product as uncharacterized. The transcript is spliced from 12 exons. NCBI's taxonomy places the organism in Eukaryota, Fungi, Ascomycota, Sordariomycetes, Xylariales, Hypoxylaceae. The record is from RefSeq and is a predicted model, not a curated record. The coding region runs from base 462 to 2024 and encodes 520 amino acids.